Messenger RNA from Coffea arabica (coffee), 842 nucleotides. RefSeq lists its product as uncharacterized. The record is from RefSeq and is a predicted model, not a curated record. Gene Ontology annotation, molecular function: acid phosphatase activity. Lineage: Eukaryota; Viridiplantae; Streptophyta; Magnoliopsida; Gentianales; Rubiaceae.
GAAACUAGAAUACCAUAAUAAAGAAGAAAAUUUGUGCGGAAAGAAACAGACAGGGAGUGAAGGUUAAAGAAUCAAAAUAUCAAAAGAUGGGAGACGAGAAGGUGAAGAAUGAAGCAAUGGAGAUAAUGGGACUAUUUCAAGUGCUCCCUCGCCUUAUCGUCUUCGAUCUUGAUUACACCAUCUGGCCUUUCUACUGUGAGUGUCGCUCCAAACGUGAAAUGCCAUCGCUCUACUCUCAUGCCAGAGGCAUAUUAUAUGCACUCAAGGACAAGGGCGUUGAUGUUGCUGUUGCCUCGAGAUCACCAACAGCAGAUAUAGCAAACACAUAUCUUGACAAAUUGGGGAUAAAGUCAAUGUUUGUUGCUAAGGAAAUAUUUUCCAGUUGGACUCAUAAAACAGAUCAUUUUCAGAGAAUAAACCAGAGGACUGGUGUGCCCUAUAAUGCAAUGCUCUUUUUUGAUGAUGAAGAUCGGAAUAUAGAAACGGUGUCAAAAAUGGGCGUGACAAGCAUAUUGGUGCGCAAUGGGGUAAACCUUGCUGCUUUGAGAGAAGGACUUUCAAAGUUUUCUCAAAAUUUAGCUAAAAUUGAUAGGAACAAGCAAAAGUGGCUGAAAUUUUCGCAAAAACCAGGUUCAUCAGAAAGGGACAAGGAAUGAUUUCAUUUUUGUUGGGAAGUAUGAUAUUCCUAGUCGUUUAAUUGGGAGAAGAUCAUAUUGGUUUCUAUGCUCGUGGAGCGCAUGGACAUGACAUAUUGUUGUAAUGACACUUCAUAAUAGUGGACACAUACUUCUGUAGCAACCCUUAUUUAUGGAUGUAAGAGUUUCGUUUUUCGGUUCACGUCA